CGUACGGGACUGGAGAACACGUAAAGACCAGUAUUUCAGCAAUUCGUGUCUGAGGCCCAAGGAUCCAGGUUUAUAAGAGGUCCCGCAGGCACUCAUCCAUCUACAGAGUCUGGGCCAUCAAAUCUAGAUCGAGGGAUUUAUGAGUCCAACCUCGAGACCUAUUUGGCAUCCACCGGUGGGUGAUUGUUUCUCUGAGGUCUGGACAUUCAAAGGUGCUCCGCUGAUCGCCAACUGACAGCGGGCGCUGCACUUUCUCGUGCUUCGUUUACUUUUAGUGUUUAGCUUUUUGUCGCUGUCAGGUGCUGCAAAUUCUUUGAGGAGCACCGGCGCAGCGCUCACUUCAAGCUUCGCUCAGUCGAAUCCAUUUGUCUCUUCUCAGUUUCUCGAAGGUGGACGUGAGAGCCUUGGCUUGAACGGAGGUCGCAAGCUUGAGGAGAGUUGCUUAGGCAGAUCUAGGAAUUAUGAUCGGUUGUCUCAAAAUCUUCAACUCGCGAGUCUCUCGAGUUCCACAGAUUGAAGCAGAGCGCGACACCGGACCGAGUCGAAUUUAGAGUGCGCGAUCUCGUGAUCGAAAGAUCAGAAGGUGCCAGCGAUGGCGAGCGCGAGCUCUGCCCUGGUUCACAUGACAGGGAUGGCGCACGCUCCACCGCCUCGAAGCGGGCCACGGCGAACAUCCGAGCUGGGGGCGUCGACGAGUCUGAUGGGAGCAGCAUUGCAGUCCCGAAGCAGCAGCAGGCGAAGGCUGCGCACAUCGAUCAGAAGCGAGGACAUUAACACCGACACUCUGAUCCGCCAAAAGCCCGCCGUGGCCUUGUGGAAGCACCGUCUCAGCGGCAAGGCGCUGAAACUCCUCCGGCAGCCGGCCGAGCUCGAGGACCUGCGCUACGAGGACGAGCCGGCGGCGGCGGGGGGACGGGCGCUGGAGGAGCCGCUGCUGCACCCGUUCGACGACAUCGCGAUUGGGGCACGGUGGAGGGAGGUUCAGGGCUGCGACGACUGGGCCGGCCUGCUGGACCCGAUCGACCCGGCCGUGCGCGGCGAGGCCAUCCGCUACGGGGAGUUCGCGCAAGCGGCCUACGACGCCUUCGACAGCAGCUCCCACUCCAAGUACUGCGGCAGCUGCAAGUACAGUCGGCGCAACCUGCUGGAGAAGACGCGGUUGGCGAACCGCGGCUACGAGGUCACGCACUACAUCCACUCGACGGCCACCGAGCGCCUGCUCAAGCUCUACCGGCGCCCGCUGGUGGAGGACGGCGAGCGCUGGAGCAAGGACUCGAACUGGAUCGGCUUCGUGGCCGUAAGCACGUCGCCGCGCGAAAUCGCGCGGCUCGGGCGCCGCGACAUCGUCGUGGUGUGGCGCGGCACCGUGACCGGCACCGAGUGGAUGGAGCAUUACCAGAACGCCGUCGUCCCCAAGGGCCUUGAUCCCGACGGGUCGGAGUCCGACCCGGCGUCGCAGGUGCGCGUCGAGGAUACCUUCGUGGAGAUGUACGCGACGAAGAACGGCCGGUCGCGCUACAACCGCACCAGCGCGCGGGAGCAGGUCACGGCCGCCGUGCGAGAGCUGGUGGCGCGGUACGCGCACGAGCCCGAGGAGCUCAGCAUCACCGUGACCGGGCACAGCCAGGGCGGCGCGCUGGCCACCUUGAAUGCCUACGACCUCGCGGCGUCGGGCAUCAACCGCCGCGACUCCUCGCGCCAGGACCUCGUGCCCAUCACCGUGUACAGCUUUGCGUCGCCCCGCGUGGGCAACAACGCCUUCCGGGAUCGCGUGACGGAGCUCGGCGUCAAGGUGCUGCGCGUCGCGAACGUGAACGACCUCGUGCCGUAUGUGCCCGGCGUGAUCUUUAACGAGCAGCUCGAGUUUCUGCACCCGCGCCAUUUUGCGCCGGGCGCCAGCAUGUGGCUCGACCUCGUGCACGACUUCCUCGACCUUCUGCCCAUGGUCUACACGCAUGUGGGCGUGGACCUGCUGCUGGACGAUGGCGCCUCGCCUUUUCUCAAGAAGGGCCCUCUCGAUCGGCUGAAUGUGCACAACCUCGAAGUGUAUCUGCAUCUGCUCGAUGGCUUCGUGGCCUCAGGAGCUCCCUUCACUCCCUCCGGGCGCCGCGACAAAGCUCUCGUCAAUAAGUCCUCCAGUUUCCUCGACCCUCGGUACAACAUUCCGGCCUUCUGGUGGCAGGAGAAGAACAAGGGCCUGGUGAAAACUGCCGAAGGUCGCUGGGUGUGCCCGGAGCGCGAGCUGGAAGACAUCCCUCGCGCUAUGGGAACAUAACUCUCUGCCCGCAAACGCUCAUCAUCAGCUCCGGCCAGAACUGUAUCAGAUUCCGAAACAUUCCACGACGACAUGACGAACUGAAUGCCGUACCCUCCGAUGUCAUCCGAGCAUGGGUUGCAGACUGCCACGAGAGAUUAUUCGAGAAUGGGGCUUGAUGAAUAGUUCAGUAGCUAGUUGGUCACUGAGGGUUGACAACCCUCGCACAAUUUUGGAGCACACGAUUUACAAUUCGGAGAACAAUCCUUCACAGAUAUCUAAACUUACAGCGAGAACACUUCACAGAUAUCUAAUUUAUUGAUUUGAACUAGUCAACUUAGGUGAGCCGUAGUGUAGACACUGGACGAUAGAUAGAUGAGCACCUCGGUGCUCAUUCCUAUCUGCUCCUGUACAGAAAGGUAUCGGGCCACAUCAGGCUGAUGUUGUACAUAGGGAAUCUGCACAUUGCGUGUAUAAUUAAUAUUCUAUCGGUUGGAACUCCGUGAUUUUCUCGUU
Marchantia polymorpha subsp. ruderalis is the source of this 2770-nucleotide messenger RNA. NCBI's taxonomy places the organism in Eukaryota, Viridiplantae, Streptophyta, Marchantiopsida, Marchantiales, Marchantiaceae. The record is from the annotation of a GenBank genome assembly.